Mus pahari (shrew mouse) is the source of this 3729-nucleotide messenger RNA. It is a transcript of the gene Spag5, whose product is annotated as sperm associated antigen 5. The transcript is spliced from 24 exons. Bases 27 to 3521 code for a protein of 1164 amino acids. Gene Ontology annotation, biological process: regulation of attachment of spindle microtubules to kinetochore; cell division. The record is from RefSeq and is a predicted model, not a curated record. Lineage: Eukaryota; Metazoa; Chordata; Mammalia; Rodentia; Muridae.
GGUCAGAUUAAGUGGUCGAAUUGAAGAUGUGGAGGGUGAAAACUCUGAAUCUCGGUUUGUCGCCUUCGCCCCAAGCGGGGAAGCCAGCUAUGAGUACUCCUCUCCGAGAGCUUAAACUACAGCCCGAGGCCCUCGCCGAUUCAGGGAAAGGUCCCUCUUUGUUCUCCUCGCUGACCCCAUACCUGCGCAGACUGGAGCUGAAGGAAAGAUGCAACAACUCAUCUCCAGUGGAUUUUAUCAAUACUGAGAACAACUUCCUUUCAGAACAGUUCAGCCAUCCUUCAACGCACAUAGACGCUGACAAGCGUGAACUAGAUCCAACUCCUGAAAGCAACUCUCUUUUCAAUACUCUGGAGGAAGCAAUAGAAACAAUGGAUGACUUUGUAGCAGAGCCAGUAGAUGAUAGUACAGUAGAGACCAUGGUUCUUUUACCCUUUUCAUUAGGGCAGCAGCAAGACCUGAUGCCCCAGGCUCACUUAGAUACCACAGCAGAGAGAAAUAAAAGCUCUCUAAAUGAAUCUCUGGGGCUAGAAGAUCUGGCGGGAAAGGAGGUGGCACCUUGUGUAGACGACAGCCUAACAGAAAUUGUUGCUGUUAGGCCUGAGCAACCUACAUUUCAGGACCCUCCGUUAGGACACAGUGACACUGAAGCCGCACCCGUGGACGUAGUUCCUUCUGAAACCGUCCUCGGUUUCUCUAUGGCUUGUCUUUCUCCUUCAGCUGUCUUGACCCAAGAUUUCUCUGUCGAUCAUGUCGAUCCAGGGGAGGAAACUGUAGAGAACAGAGCGCUACGGGAAAUGGAAAGGAGCUUUCCCACAUUCCCAGAGGAGGCCGAACUGGGAGAUCAAGUACCUGCUGCAAAUUCGGAUGUCUCAUCCUUACACCUGACAUCAAGUCUAGAGGAAAUGGGACCCUGGGAAGCCCCAGGCCCGACAACAGAAGAUGCCAGUAGGAUUCCUGGUGUCGAGUCAGAGACUUGGAUGUCCCCAUUGGCCUGGCUAGAAAAAGGUGUGAAUACAUCGAUCGUGCUACAAAACCUCCGCCAGAGCUUAUCCUUUUCUUCUGUGCUUCAGGAUGCUGCCGUUGGCAACACACCACCCUCCACAUGUUCUGUGGGAACUUCCUUUACUCCUCCAGCAACGCUAGGGGUGGGCAGCAAGGACAGUACUUCAGAGACACAGCGCCUCCUUUUGGGCUGCCGUCCUCCAGAUCUGGCUACCUUGUCCCGACACGACUUGGAAGAGAACCUGCUGAAUUCCCUUGUCUUGCUGGAAGUUCUUUCCCACCAGCUACAAGCUUGGAGGAGCCAGCUGACUGCCCCUCACCAGGAAGCUCGAGACAGUAGUACACAGACUGACAGCUCUCCUUGUGGGGUCACUAAGACACCUAAACAUCUUCAGGACAGCAAGGAGAUUAGACAGGCUCUACUGCAAGCCAGGAAUGUCAUGCAGUCAUGGGGUCUAGUCUCUAGAGACCUGAUGUCCUUGCUUCACCUGUCCCUGACACACGUGCAAGAAGGCAGAGUGACAGUGAGUCAGGAGUCUCAGCGGUCAAAAACCCUGGUUUCCUCCUGUUCUCGUCUACUGAAGAAAUUGAAGGCAAAGCUGCAGAGCCUCAAAACAGAAUGUGAGGAGGCAAGGCACAGAGAGGAAAGGGCCCUUAAGGGCAAGAAUGCGGCAGAGGCAGUACUAGAGGCUUUCCGUGCACAUGCCAGCCAGCGCAUCAGCCAACUGGAACAGGGUCUCACGUCUAUGCAGGAAUUCAGAGGCCUUCUACAGGAGGCACAGGCCCAACUGAUCGGGCUUCACGCAGAGCAAAAGGAGUUGGCUCAGCAGACAGUGAGUCUGAGUUCUGCCUUGCAGCAGGACUGGACAUCAGCCCAACUGAAUUAUGGGACAUGGGCAGUUUUGCUGAGUCGGUCUCGAGAACUCACCAAGAAACUCACAGCCAAGAGCCGGCAGGCCCUUCAGGAACGUGAUGCUGCAAUUGAGGAAAAGAAGCAGGUUGUGAAGGAAGUGGAACAAGUCUCUGCCCAUUUAGAGGACUGUAAAGGCCAAAUCGAACAACUGAAGUUGGAAAAUGUUCGCCUUACUGCAGAUCUCUCAGCUCAGCUGCAGAUUGUGACUAGCACAGAGAGUCAACUAAAGGAACUACGGAGUCAGCAUUCCCAUUGUGUCCAGGACCUGGCUGUGAAGGAUGAAUUGCUAUGUCAACUUACCCAGAGCAACAAGGAGCAGGCUUCUCAAUGGCAAAAGGAAGAAACAGAACUGAAACACAUACAAGCAGAACUGCUGCAGCAGCAGGCUGUGUUGACUAAGGAGGUCCAGGACCUGAGGGAGACUGUGGAGUUUGUAGAUGAAGAAAGUCAAGUUGCUCACCGGGAGCUGGGCCAGAUCGAGAGUCAGUUGAAAGUCACGCUAGAGUUACUGUGGGAGCGCAGCCUGCAGUGUGAGACCCUCAGGGACACUGUGGACAGCCUGAGGGCUGAGCUGGCCAGCACUGAAGCAAAGCAUGAGAAACAGGCCCUAGAGAAGACCCACCAGCAUUCUCAAGAGCUGCGGCUACUGGCUGAGCAGCUACAGAGUCUUACCCUCUUCUUACAGGCACAACUCAAGAAGAACAAGGCUGAAUCAGAAGUCAUUCUGCCUAGCACAGGCUAUGCUCCAGCCCAGGAACAUCCUCUGUCCAAUGGUAGCAGCAUCUCAGAACAGACCCCGACAGCAGCGGAAGAUGAAGUGCCAGAACCAGCUCCUGUGCCAUUGCUUGGAAGUGUUAAGAGUGUUUUCACCCGAGUAGCCUCAACGGCUUCCUUUCAGCCUACAGAAACCCCAGACCUGGAGAAGAGCCUGGCAGAAAUGAGUACUAUGUUACAAGAGCUUAAGAACCUGUGUUCCCUGCUUCAAGAGUCUAAAGAGGAGGCCAUUGGGGUCCUGCAGAGGGAAAUCUGUGAACUGCACUCUAGACUACAGGCCCAAGAAGAAGAACAUCAGGAAGCCCUGAAGGCAAAGGAAGCAGACAUAGAGAAGCUGAACCAGGCCCUGUGCUUGUGCCGCAAGAAUGAGAAGGAGCUCUUGGAGGUGAUACAGAAGCAGAACGAGAAGAUCCUGGGGCAGAUAGACAAGAGCGGCCAGCUCUUAAACCUCAGGGAGGAGGUGACCCAGCUCACACAGUCACUUCGGCGUGCAGAGACAGAGACUAAAGUGCUCCAGGAAGCCCUGGAAGGCCAGCUAGAUCCCAGCUCUCAGCUGGGGGCUACUAACUGGAUCCAGGAAAAAGUGUUUCUCUUGCAGGAGGUGAACAAACUGAGGGAUAUGUUCCUGGAGGUGAAAACUGAGAAGGAGCAGCUGAUCGACAAGUACCUGAGCCAUAGGCACAUCCUGGAGGAGAAUCUUCGGCGCUCUGACACAGAGUUAAAGAAACUCGAUGACACAAUUCAGCAUAUCUAUCAGGUUCUAUUGUCUGUCCCAGAGGUCGUGAAGAGUUGCAAGGAGCUACAAGGAUUGCUAGAAUUUCUGAGCUAAGAAACUGAAAAUAUGGUAAUGCAGUGGUGUGCACCUGUAGUUCCAGCUGCUCCAGAGGCCAAAGCUGGAUGACUGCCGAAUCCCAGGAGUUUGGGACUGACCUAACAUGGACGACACAGCAAGAACCCUGAAAAACGAAUUCCACUCCACUCCAGUUUCCUUCAGGACCCCUCAUCCCAAUAAUAAGACCAAUUGGCAUAGAGCCAAC